Acanthosepion pharaonis is the source of this 2436-nucleotide messenger RNA. Lineage: Eukaryota; Metazoa; Mollusca; Cephalopoda; Sepiida; Sepiidae. The record is from the annotation of a GenBank genome assembly.
AUGUUCCUUCUUUUCUUUCUUUCUUUCUUCUUACAUCGUCCCUUCUUUUUUCUUUCAUGCCCCUUUCUUUCUUUCUUUCUUUCAUGGUCCCUUCUUUCUUACAUCGUCCCUUCUUUUUUCUUUCAUUUCCUCUUUCUUUUUUUUUUCUUUCUUAUUUUCCUUUCUUUUCUUUUCUUUUCAUGCCUCUUUCUUUUUUUUUUUUUCAUCGUCCUUCUUUUUCUUUCUUUCAUUCCUCUUUCUUUCUUUUCUUUCUUUUCUUACAUCGUCCCUUCUUUUCUUCUUUUCAUGCCUCUUUCUUUCUUUCCUUUUCUUUCUCUUUCUUUACAUCGUCCUUUCUUUUUCUUCUUUCAUGCCUUUUCUUUUCUUUCUUUCUUACAUCGUCCCUUCUUUUCUUCUUUCAUGCCCUUUCUUUCUUUCUUUCUUUCACAUCGUCCUUCUUUUCUUCUUUCAUGCCCCUUUCUUUCUUUCUUUCUUUUUUUCACAUCGUCCCUUCUUUUCUUCUUUCAUGCCUCUUUUUUCUUUCUUUUCUUUCUUUCUUUUCUUUUCUUUCAUUGUCCCUUCUUUUCUUCUUUCAUGCCUCUUUCUUUUUCUUUCUUUCUUUCUUUCUUACAUUGUCCCUUCUUUUUCUUUUCAUGCCCUUUCUUUCUUUCUUUCUUUCUUUCAGCAUCGUCCCUUCUUUUUCUUCUUUUCAUGCCCCUUUUCUUUUCUUUCUUUUUUCUUUCUUUCUUUCUUACAUCGUCCUUCUUUUUUUCUUUCAUGCCUUUUCUUUUUUUCUUUUCGUUCUUUUCUUUCUUUCUUUUCUUCUUUUUUCUUUCUUUCUUUUCCCUUCCUUCUUUUUCAUACCUCUUUUCUUUUCUUUCUUUCUUUCUUUCUUUCUUUCUUUUCGUCCUUCUUUUCUUUUCUUUCUUUCUUUCUUUCUUUCUUUUUCUUUCUUUCUUUCUUUCUUUCUUACAUCGUCCCUUCUUUUCUUCUUUUCAUGCCCCUUCUUUCUUUCUUUCUUUCUUUUCUUUUCUUUCUUCCUACAUCGUCCUUCUUUUCUUCUUUCAUGCCUCUUUCUUUUCUUUCUUUCUUUCACAUCGUCCCUUCUUUUCUUCUUUCAUGCCCCUUUCUUUUUUCUUUCUUUCUUUUCUUACAUCGUCCUUCUUUUUCUUCUUUUCAUGCCCCUUUUCUUUUCUUUUCUUUCUUUUAUACAUCGUCCCUUCUUUCUUCUUUCAUUCCUUUUCUUUCUUUCUUUCCUUUCUUUCUUUACAUCGUCCUUCUUUUUUUCUUCUUUUUUCAUGCCUCUUUUUUCUUUUCUUUUUUUUUCUUUCUUACAUCGUCCCUUUCUUUUCUUCUUCAUUCCCUCUUUCUUUCUUUUCUUUCUUUCUUACAUCGUCCUUCUUUUUCUUCUUUCAUGCCCCUUUCUUUCUUUCUUUCUUUUCUUUCUUUCUUUCUUUCUUACAUCGUCCUUUUCUUUUUUUUCUUUCAUGCCCUUUCUUUCUUUUCUUACAUCGUCCCUUCUUUUCUUCUUUCAUGCCCUUUCUUUUCUUUCUUUUUCUUACAUCGUCCCUUCUUUUCUUCUUUCAUGCCCCCUUUCUUUCUUUUCUUUCUUUCUUUUUCUUUCUUUCUUUCUUUCAUCGUCCCUUCUUUUUUUCUUUCAUGCCCUUUCUUUCUUUCUUUCUUUAUUUCUUUCUUUUCUUUCUUACAUCGUCCUUCUUUUCUUCUUUCAUGCCUCUUUUCUUUCUUUUCUUUCUUUCUACUUCGUCCAUUUCUUUUUUUAACACAUUUUUUUACAAUACAUAUCAUUUCACUGUCACACCUAACAAUAUUAAACUUUGCUAUCUAUCUAUCUAUCUAUUCUUUACAUUUCUAUCUAUCUAUGUAUUCUUUAAGUUUCUAUCUAUCUAUCUAUUCUUUAAGUUUCUAUCUAUCUAUUCUUUAAGUUUCUGUAUAUUUACCUAUCUAUUCUUUAUAUUUCUAUCUAUCUAUGUAUUCUUUAAGUUUCUAUCUAUCUACCUAUCUAUUCUUUACAUUUCUAUCUAUCUAUCUAUGUAUGUAUUCUUUAAGUUUCUAUCUAUCUAUCUAUUCUUUAAGUUUCUAUCUAUCUACCUAUCUAUUCUUUACAUUUCUAUCUAUCUAUUUUCUAUCUAUCUAUUCUUUAAGUUUCUAUCUAUCUAUCUAUUCUUUAAGUUUCUAUCUAUCUAUUCUUUAAGUUUCUAUCUAUCUACCUAUCUAUUCUUUACAUUUCUAUCUAUCUGUUCUUUAUAUUUCAUUCAUCUAUUCUUUAAAUUUCUAUCCAUUCUUUAUAUUUCUAUCUAUUUAUUCUUUAUAUUUCUACCUAUCUAUUCUUUAAAUUUCUAUCUAUCUAUCUUUCUAUCUAUCUAUCUAUCUAUCUAUCUAUCUAUCUAUCUAUCUAUCUAUCUAUCUCUUUUCAUUAUCGACCUAUCUAUUUUCUAA